Melospiza georgiana is the source of this 1362-nucleotide messenger RNA. RefSeq names its product chromosome 1 C1orf35 homolog (gene C1H1orf35). The coding region runs from base 121 to 1032 and encodes 303 amino acids. The record is from RefSeq and is a predicted model, not a curated record. NCBI's taxonomy places the organism in Eukaryota, Metazoa, Chordata, Aves, Passeriformes, Passerellidae. The transcript is spliced from 9 exons.
UGCAGGGAACCGCCCCGAGCUGCUUUCACACGCCUCGGGCACGGGCAGACUCCCACCUCAGGCCCGGCAGCGUCCAGGUCUCCAGAACCCCCCGAAUCCCCUGCAGGCUGCGGCCCCGCCAUGUUCGGCUCCUCCCGGGGCGGGGUCCGAGGGGGCCAGGACCAGUUCAGCUGGGAGGAUGUCAAGACAGACAAACAGCGUGAGAAUUACCUGGGGAACUCCCUGAUGGCGCCGGUGGGGCGGUGGCAGAAGGGCAAGGACCUGACCUGGUAUGCCAAGGGCAAGAAGGACACGGGGCCGCCGUUAUCCCGGGAGGAGGAGCUGGCUGCAGUCCGCCUGGCCGAGCAGGAGGCCAUGAUGGCAGCGCUGGGCUACAAGAGCUUGAAGAGGCAGCCCACGGGCCUCAGCAAAGAGGACCUGGCUGAGGUGUGCAAGAGGGACGGCGAGCGGGACGAGAAGGACGUGGAUCGGGUGGUGGGGCUGGGCAGCUCCAGUGGCAGUGCUGGCAGGGUGAUGCUCUCCAAGGAGGACAGAGAGGCUGCCAAGAUGGGGCUCUCGGUCUUCACGCACCAGAGAGUCUCCAGCAGCCCAGAGACAUCUGUCUCCAAGAAGAAGCAGGAAAAGGAGGAGAAGGUGGAGGAGAAACGACCUGAGAGCAGCAAAAAAUCCAAAAAGGAGAAGAAGAAGGAGAAAAAGAACAAGAAAAAGAAGAAACACAAGAAGGAGAAGAAGAAGGACAAGGAGAAACAUUCCAAGAAGGAUGCUGCCCCAUCAUCCUCGGAUUCUUCCCCGGAUCGGGAUAAGAGGCACCACCGCAGGAAAUCGCCGCAGCACGGCCGGCGGCGGCAGCGCACGGAAUCCGGCACGGGAUCCUCGAGCAGCGGCAGCGAGCGGAGCCGCAGCCGGAGCCGGAGCAGGGACGGCCGCGGCCGCCCCCCGUCCCCGCGGAGGAAGGGCAGGAGGAGGAGCAGCACCCGCUCCCCCCCGGCCCGCGGGCUCCGGCAGCGCCACGACACCGACUCGGAGGGCUGAGAGCGAGCCUGGGGCUCUUGCAGGGACAUCUUGCAGAGAUUUCUAUUUUUGAAGGGAUGAAAUUAAAAAGGCUGCAGCCCCGCGGGUGCCGGGGCAGUGGCAAAGGGCAUUAAGGGUGUGGUGCCGGCAGCCCCUUCCCGGCCCGCCCAGGGGCAGCAGGGCCUGGGCACCCUUCUCUCACUCCUAAAAUCCAUCCAGCAGGAUUGAGGGUGCUGUGGGUCAGGGCUGCUGCUGGGGUGGUGCUGAAAAUGCUGUGGAUACCUCGUUUAUGGAUAGAGAUUUCUGAAGAGAUUAUUAUUAUUAUUAUUAUAAAUAUUAUUGUUAUUAUGA